This is a messenger RNA of Cydia pomonella (codling moth), 1664 nucleotides long. RefSeq lists its product as uncharacterized. Lineage: Eukaryota; Metazoa; Arthropoda; Insecta; Lepidoptera; Tortricidae. The coding region runs from base 78 to 1355 and encodes 425 amino acids. The record is from RefSeq and is a predicted model, not a curated record. The transcript is spliced from 8 exons.
GAUCCCAAACCAUGGUCACCACACCACGGCUGCAGGCGCAACUUUCAAUCUGUGCUCAGUAAACCAGCGCGGCCGAUAUGAGUGACAUCACAUUGGAAUUCCUUCAGGACCUACUCAGGGACGACUACCCUGAUGUCACUAUACAGGAUUUUGAGGGCGCCCCAGGCACCAAACGUGGAGACAAUUACACCUCCAUGGUUUUCCGUAUCCAGCUGAAAGGCAUCCAGAAGCAACAAGCACCAGAUGGCGAAACAGCACAGCCUUGGACAGGCUCCAUCAUCUACAAAUGCCUCCCAGACAGCAUAGAGCGAAGGAAAACCUUCAAAAGCGAAGAGUUAUUCUGCAAUGAAGUGGCUUUUUACAACAAGAUCUGGCCAGCGUUGAAUGAUUUCCAGCAGCAACGGAAGAUAAAGAGUCCGUUCAAGGCGAUACCGAAGUGUUAUCUGGCGCAGGAUGAUCUGGUUAUCUUGAAGGACUUGAAGCAGCAAGGGUUUGUUAUGCCAGACAGAAGACAAGGGCUAACUAUCGAGCAGUGCUACUUUGUCCUCAAGAAUCUCUCGCAGUUUCACGCUCUGUCACUGGCCAUGAAGCAUUAUGACCCAGAAGCGUUCUAUGAACUUCUUAACGUCCAGGAUGGCAUCUCAGAAGUAUUGUUUACAGGCGAUAAUGAGGACUACUAUAAGUCCUACUACCGAGAGGCGACACGUAACGCUGUGGAUAUGGUCGAAGAAGAGCUGGCAGACUGUGAUGAUAAGGAAAAAUAUCUGUCGAAAUUCCGCGAAUUCUGCAGUGAGGAUACUUUCUUCCAAAUGAUGGUUUCUCUGGUCAUCCCGCGGGAGCCUUUAGCCGUCAUCAACCAUGGUGAUUGUUGGACCAAUAACUUUUUAUUCCGAUACGUGGAUGGAGACAUCGCCGAGAUGGUCACAGUAGACUUCCAACUAGUCCGUUACGCGUCCCCAGCCGUCGAUUUAGCCUACCUUCUAUACCUGUGUCUGACAAGAGAGCAGAGGACAGAGCAUCUGCCGUCUCUCCUGGAGUAUUAUUCCGAGGAGCUGUAUAAGAGACUGGUGGAAUUAAGCGACGAUGGCUCGGUGUUUACUGGGAUGGAUAAGGAUACGCUUAACGAAAUGUUCCAAGAGGAGUUCCACCGUAGCGGAAAAUUUGGCCUUGGUGUAGCUCUAGACAUGUACCCGAUCAUGACCUGUGACAGCGAUGAGGCGCCAAAUCUCUACCAGGCUAAGGACAGUGAAGUAGUGUCUUCUAAUGAAUCGAUCCCAGUGUCGACGUCAAAUGCGGCGUGCAGGAAGAAAAUGACAGAUUUAGUCAGAGAACUAGUGGACGGUGGAGUUCUAUAAGAUUUAAUUAGGUCUAUAGGUACAAGAUUUGCGCCUUGGGUUCAUUGGGACCCUUCAGGACAUCAUAUUUUAACCUUUCGGCUGCGCCUUUUCGUGCAUUUCGUCGAGGAUUAUUUAUAUCCAUAAACCAGUUAUUAUUGUGGGGAAAUUGUCUUAUUUUUUGACAAAGGGCGAAAAGUAGAUAAGUCAAUUCUUACCAGAAAAAAAUCUACCAAUUAUAUUUUGUAUGAAUUGAACAUCAAAGAUCAGGACAAAUAAACAUAUCAGUGUUAAUAAUGAGAAAAUAAAGUCAACCCUUUCUCAUCUCUA